AUGUUUAAGGUCACAAUAUUAUGUUCCUUUUUUGUAGCCCUCCCCCUUUUUCUUAGGUUGGUAGAUGGGGGAGAUCGGUGUGCUGGUCGAGUGGAAAUCUUCUACAGGGGUGAAUGGGGAACGGUGUGUGACGAUCUUUGGGACAGCAGUGAUGCACAGGUUGUAUGUAGACAGUUGGGUUGUGGCUCAGCUGUUUCUUUCUUUGGGAGUGCAACUUAUGGACAAGGGAAUGGACCAAUCAUACUGGAUGAUGUAAACUGCAGAGGUGAUGAAGACUUUUUGUGGAAUUGCCCCCACCAAGGAUUUACAAUACACAAUUGUAAUCACGGAGAGGAUGCUGGAGUUCAUUGUUCAGAUAUGGUUCUGAGGUUGGAGAAUGGUAGAAACCGUUGUGUUGGUCGUGUGGAAAUCUUCUAUGAAGGAGAAUGGGGAACGGUGUGCGAUGAUUCUUGGGAUCUGACAGAUGCUCAGGUUGUAUGCCGGCAACUAGGCUGUGGCAGAGCAAUUUCAUCAUUUGGCACUGCCUAUUUUGGCCAAGGAACAGGACCUAUUAUUCUGGAUGACGUGGAUUGCAGAGGCGACGAAAAUAUUUUGUGGAACUGCCCACACCGAGGGCUGAAACAGCACAACUGUGGCCAUUCUGAAGAUGCUGGAGUCAACUGUUCAGGUAAAUUCUACUGGCUUCUGUACAGCCAAUAUGGCAUAGCUAAGGUAUUUAUACUGUAUAUGUAG
Staurois parvus is the source of this 732-nucleotide messenger RNA. Lineage: Eukaryota; Metazoa; Chordata; Amphibia; Anura; Ranidae. The record is from the annotation of a GenBank genome assembly.